Lathyrus sativus (Indian pea) is the source of this 513-nucleotide messenger RNA. The record is from the annotation of a GenBank genome assembly. NCBI's taxonomy places the organism in Eukaryota, Viridiplantae, Streptophyta, Magnoliopsida, Fabales, Fabaceae.
AUGACUAAUCGGGUUGAGUCUGCUCAUUGGAAGUUAAAGCAAAUGUUAGGGAACAAUAUUGGUGACAUGGUCAAAUGUUGGGAGGCUAUGAAUGACAACUUAAAGUUUCAAUUGGGUAAUAUUAUAGCUUCUUUUCAAAAGAGUUUUUAUGAAGUUGAGCACGCCCACGUAAGUCCAUUUUACAAUAAUUUACGUGGUUCAGUGUCUCGAGAUGCAUUGAGACGCAUUGCUGAAGAGUUAAAACGAGUUGAUUAUGUUGGAACUAACAAGGAAAUAUGUCGUUGUACUCUUAAAACAACCUACAGAUUACCUUGUGCUUGUGAGUUGAUAGGAUAUAAAAUUGAUGGUACACCGAUACCAAUAGAUGUUGUGCAUGUUCAUUGGAGAAAACUAAGUAUGGAAGUUAAGUUGGACGAAGACGUAGAUGAUGGAUCAGAGGUGGAUAUGAGUAGUGCAAUAGAUGAGUUGUGGAAAAGGUUUAAGUCACUGGAUGUUGUUGGAAAAGGGCAUUAA